AUGCCCAACCUCAAAAUCCCACCACUUUUAUCUCCAAUCCCCGAAUCUGUACUGUUGAGAUACGCCACUAUCUAUGAAUCCAACACCGACAUCGACGGCCCCUCGGAGGAGCCAGAGAUGCCAGGCCAUACCCACAGAGCACUCCCUCGGUUUCUCCGGGGAAUACCCAUCGACUGGUCACAGGGUUACUUUACAUGGCAGCGCACGGGAUGCGAUUGCGUGGUCAAGUUCUGCCCGCAACAUUGCCGGGAGCUCACAGGAUCAAACGAGGACGAAUCCGAGGACCAUUCUAUGCCUGCGCCUGGUUUGCGAGCCGAUUCUUCGGAUCCGUAUGAUCUCAGUUCCAACGACUAUCCCCUUGAUUCAAACAACGAGACGGUCGAUGAUAGCGAUGAACACAAUAUUGACGAUGAUGACCACAAUAGCGAGGUCGAUCAUAACGAUGCCGACGACGAGGCUGGGUCGGGUUCCUCAGAUGAAACAGCCGAUGACGACGGAAACGACAUGCAGUAUGCAAGUCACGAGCCGCAUAAUGCAUCGGUACUGGCUAGCAUCGAAGGUGGACACCAAUCAGAUAGGGAGGAAUCACCUACUCUCUCUGUUUCACCUGGAGAGAAGACUGCCCGGGACGACCCAGACAACCCUCAUGAAGCAAAGGGCAUAGUCUCUCUCAGCGAUCGUGACCAGCCAGAUGAUAUCAUGGACGAUUCGAACGAGACCGAGGUGCCCAACCCCGAACUUCCCCAGCUGCAGCCGCGAGGCCCUAAUGUUCAACGAGUGCAACGGCCUGUGCACCAGCCUCCGCCAGCUGAGCUAGGUAUCGAAAUGGAGUAUCUUGAAGCCCUCCACGAAGAGCUCAGGAACGAAGUAAUCGCCGAUACCCAGGCUAAGGCUAAGGCGAAUGCUAGCGGCACACAGAAAUCCCAGCCCCAGGCGCAUAGGCGCAAGCGUGAGCAGAUUUCCCAAAGGCAUGGCGGCGAAAGCGGCGCAAACGCCGAGAUCUUCCAAGAGAUGUCUGGAGUACUCCCGGAGAACCUUCGUAACGAAAUACUACUCCCUCUGCAGGCUCCGGCUCGGGCUCAGGUCUCAGCCUUCCCUACCUUGAGCAGCCGCUCAGUCACGUCUGCCACAGCCAGCAACAGGCCUGCUUACCAAACGAGUCGACACGUCGCUCGGGAAGCUGUCCCUAGAUCCCGGUCUCGGCAUGCUAUUCCUCGCUCGCCGCAACAUCAUCAAGGUCGGAGAUCAGACUUUCUGGCUACGGUAUUAGAUACUAGCCCUUCUCCGGCGGCUGGUUCUAUCCAGACACCUGACGACGGAGGAGAUAGGGCCCACAGUCAUGCAUCAGCGCCACCCGGGCCAUCUCGAAUCAUGCCACCCACGGGGUUUUUCUCUACGUCAGAACCAAAACCUGUCGCCAGAAAGCUCUUUGGCCGAUCUGAUGUAUCCCAGCCACGUUCAGCGCCAGCACCCGCAAACGACAUGGAUCUCGGGGAGGCCGAUGGUAUGGUGACGCGGAGUCAGAGCCAUCGUCGCGGUAUAGUUGAUACUGUUGAUGAGGUCGGGGAGUCAAGCAAGGUCGGCGAGAGUAUAGGUAUGGUGACGCGAAGUCAAGGCCGUCGUCGCAGUCAAGCUCGGAAUGGCGUAGAGGUGCAGGACAAUCAGGACAACGGAGACAAGGAGGAUCAGAAGCAGGAGCAGGACAUACGGGAUGAAGAAGCGUCAAGAAGCAACAAGAGGAGAAAGAAAGUGAAUGAGAAUCGAGAGUCUUCAGGGCAUGAUGACGAGGUGGAAGGAAAGCAGAAGAAGAAGAAGGCACCAGGUAGAGCCAAGAGGGGGGAACCAAAAAGGAGCGGGAACACAAAGACGUAUGGGAAGAGGGUAAAGACGAGGAGGGUUUGA
This is a messenger RNA of Neurospora crassa OR74A, 1902 nucleotides long. RefSeq lists its product as hypothetical. The record is from RefSeq and is a predicted model, not a curated record. Bases 1 to 1902 code for a protein of 633 amino acids. NCBI's taxonomy places the organism in Eukaryota, Fungi, Ascomycota, Sordariomycetes, Sordariales, Sordariaceae. The transcript is spliced from 2 exons.